UAAAUAUUUUUCACAAAGGACCCAAAAUGUUAUGAAAUAACCCUUUCUUUUUCUUCAGCGGCUUACCCUUCGGUUCUUUGCCAAAACAUUACCCUCUCUCUCUCUCUCUCUCUCUCUCGCUCUGAUCGAUGGCGGCUUCGUCUUCGUCGGCAUCACCCUACACUUCCGAUUCAUCGUCUUCCUCUUCUCGUCGUCGCCGUCGCCGUAGAACUCGCCGUGAAAAAGAUCGGGACGCUCUUAGGAUUCGCAAGAAGUCUCGCUCUCAUUCUAAGCGUCGUCGCAGGCACCGCCGCUCCUCCUCCAAUUCUUUAUCUUCCUCCGACUCCGAAUCCGAUUACUCCCGAAGCCAUAGCUCUUCUCAAAGCGAGCCUGAAAUGUCAGGCCGUUCAAAGCGGCAUAAGAAGAAUGAUGGAACGAAAAAGGAGAGGGAGCGAAGUAAGAGUCAACACCAUAAAAGGCGUAAGCAUAAAGCUAAAGAGAAACAGCCAGAAGAGAGAAGUAGCAGCCCUGUGCAGCUGUCUAAGUUUUUAGCGCGGGAGGAUGAUGGUACACGACGGAGUGCUGUCUCUGGCAAAAAGAUAUUGUUGAAACUUGAUAAAUCAAAGGAGGACAAAGCUGAGGAAAACAAAAGAAAUGAAUUGCUGAAGUUCUUGAACUCUAGCUUUGACUAAUGGGUUGGGUAUCCUUGAAAUGAAGGAAAGAGGCAAAUGAUAGAAGAAUGGAAUAUUAGCUGCUGCUGCUGCUGC
Messenger RNA from Cucurbita maxima (winter squash), 746 nucleotides. Its product is annotated as NKAP family protein. The transcript is spliced from 6 exons. NCBI's taxonomy places the organism in Eukaryota, Viridiplantae, Streptophyta, Magnoliopsida, Cucurbitales, Cucurbitaceae. The record is from RefSeq and is a predicted model, not a curated record. Bases 129 to 671 code for a protein of 180 amino acids.